This is a messenger RNA of Fusarium verticillioides 7600, 2170 nucleotides long. RefSeq lists its product as hypothetical. The coding region runs from base 166 to 1935 and encodes 589 amino acids. Lineage: Eukaryota; Fungi; Ascomycota; Sordariomycetes; Hypocreales; Nectriaceae. The transcript has 3 exons. The record is from RefSeq and is a predicted model, not a curated record.
GCAGAAGGGGACGAGAGUGCCGGGCCUCACAUAAAUCCAGGGCUUCGGGCGAACCAUUUUCACCUUUCUUCUUUUCAAGUCAGUUGCCUCUUGCACCUUGCACCUUGCACUUUCUCAAGCGCAGCCCCAUACCUCACCAGUCCUCACCCACAAACCUUGGGAGAGAUGCCUUAUCUCGAUCAGUACAGCCACUUGUACUCAUACGCGGGUGGCAGCACGCGCACUGGCGUCGGGGGCUUAAGAGCAGCUGAACACCUCGGAAGAGCACUCGCAGAAGUAGACGGUCUUUUCGCCGGCUUCACCCACCUGGAUGAAACAGAACCUGAAUCGAGAACCAGUCGCUCGAGUAGCCGUCAGGACGACCUUGCGCUUGAGUUGGACUCGUUAUGCAGCACAGCUCCCAACAGUACCAGUACCCCAGACUCACAGCCUGAUUCCACCAACCCCAGAAAUCAGGCUCGGGAAAAUGCUUGGGCGUCCAUACGAACUGUUCGCGAGGGAAUGCAAAUUCUCUGGGAACAUUUCGUCGACGUUUCUUACGAUGUCAACCUCCCAACCAUCAACAACAUCCGCGCCGAGUACUACGACUCCAAAGGACUUCGUCAAGCAGGAGUCUUUGCUUUUCGCAACACAUUAACUGGGCCAGCACCAAAUGAUCUCAUCAAGAUCUUCGCCUUCUGCAGUUUAUCGUACGUCGUGUCGCGUCUUCUUUACUCAAGAGGGCGGUUAGCAGAAGGCGACAUCCUCGCUGGCAUCCGCCUGUGGCUCAACGCUCUCGAGGAUGAAGAUGAGCGAAAGGCCUUCGAGAUUCUCGCACAGCGGCUUUGGCCCGAAGCUCGAAACCAUCUCCAUUUCAUUGAUUUGAACAUGGGAGAGCAAUCGCGCAAGCUGUCGACCUCUCUGCAACGAGGUGGGACGCCAAUCUCGACACCGUCCACCCAGACAUACCCAGUCUUGCCACUUGCCAGCCUUGGGCCUCAAACACAGUCGAUGUAUGAGCAACCAGCACCGGCGUAUUCAUACGAGUUGGAAAACUCACAUGACCUGGCCACUGCACCAGGUCUUGAGGCCAUAGAUCCUGUGUUCUUGAACAUACUCGCGACAGACAUUUCGCCAGCCUACGUUCAGAAUCUGACCGAUCGGACAUACGACGAGUUCAAUUUCUCGCUCACACUACCUGGAGCAAACGCUUCAGUUCCUGAACCUGGCCCAAUUCUCUGGCAUGGGUUCGACCCGGGCCCAGUGCAACCCCCUCACCUCGAUGCCGGCGCAAUUGAAGGCACCGCGCCUUGGAGCGCGACACUGCAAUCCAAUGCAGGCAGUCCAGUGACUAGCCCCUCGAGCUACGACUCGCAAAGCCGAUCGUUAUCAAGCACGCCGAUUGGCGAUAUCCUAGCAGUACUGCAGCAAACAUCUGUGUUCACAGCUGUCCUGGAGUACAUACGAGAACACGGAGAAUUCUGGUUCAAGCUUGCUGGCCGCGGACUGGUGUCAAAAGACCUCCGGUCAUGUCUCGCCUGGAGUCAAGAGCGCUCAAGAAAGAGAAAACAGAUAGAGGCGUGUUAUAUACAGCCCCUAUCGUCAGAAAAGCACACGAGGGACCUACCAGCUCGUGGAAUAGUCUCCGUUGUGGAGGCAUUCUUCGAUCAAGGCUUGUUGCAAAGCAUCGAGGACAUCAAAAGCUACAUGGAACGUGUCGCUAGUCUAAUGUUCAGCGACCGAGUCGCUUGCCAGGAGUUCCGCGACUGGGUCCACCGCGUUCAAGGAAGUCCAAAGCCUUCGACGUCGACUCCCAUGCCAACUGCUAAGCUAAAACAUUUGUCUUGCCCCAAAUGCAAGUACACAAGCGAUCGAUCGUAUAACAUAGAACGGCAUUACUACAACAAACAUGAAAAUAAUGAAGAGCAUGAGAAGAAGAAGAGCAGGAAAUUUUGAAGAUAUCUGUGGUAUUACUCAAUGGCUGGUAAUGCGAAACGAGAAAGAAGCGUUAGAACUAUUGUCACUGGAAGGGGACCGACACUGCAACGGCUGGGAGGUGUCGAAGGGCGAAAGCCUCUGGUUUCCGAACGAUGAGUUCAAUGAGCCUUGGAAAAUAUUAUUUUUAUAGAAAGAUAUUUAUUAUAUUACAUCGAAGAGCUUUGCUAUACUACAAGUCAAUUCAUUCAUCCAA